AUGACUAACAGUGAGGGAAGCCAUGCCUCACAAAGGGAGGUGAUUGAGGGUGAAGAAACCAUUGCAAGCAUUGCAAGAGAAGCAAAGCUUAAGAGGAUAGCCGAUGCGAGAAGGAUGGAUGAAAGGAUGGACGAAGAUGAUGCAGGAGGGUAUGUAUACUCUGAUGGGAAAUCCUCCAGUGAGAGUCGGAUGGAGGAAAGAAGAACUAAGAAGAGGAACGACCCCAUAGAAAGUGAGAGUGAGCAACGGGUCCAAGAGGAGAAGAAUGACUCUCCGAGUGAAGAAGAAGGUGAGGAGACUGAGAGUGAAGAAGAAGGAGAGUUUGAGAUUGGGGUAAAUGAUCAAGGGGAAGAAGGUGAUGACUCUCCAAGAGGAGAUGAGGAGGAGAACCAAGAUGAGCCAAUGGAAGAGGCUGAGGAAGAGAAAGAGGAGGAUGAGCUCCCCAUGUACCAAGAGCACUACAAUGCUCUCUUCUCCAUGGACUUUGUGGAGACUAAGCACCCACACGAUGACACCAUGAGAGAUCUUGGGAUCUUUGAGGAUGUGGAGUUGGUGCUCAAGAACAUGCAAUUGGGGAAGUUCUUCUCUCACCGCAUGGAGUCUUACAAGGAGUUGACUUGUGAGUUUUUGGCGUCGAUGAAGCAUCACGAGUUUGAUAGGCUGGCUUGGUUUAUCGCUUGUAGUCCCAACCUCUCGCUGGACUCUCCUUCCAAGGCUGAUAAACUUACUAGCUUCAGUUCACGACCUAGUGUUUCUAGAUCCUUCUCCACACUCACUUCUGCUCUUCUGCGGCUCAAAGCAUCAGCUACCACGUUGGCCUUUCCAGGGUGGUAUUGA
This is a messenger RNA of Microthlaspi erraticum, 837 nucleotides long. The record is from the annotation of a GenBank genome assembly. NCBI's taxonomy places the organism in Eukaryota, Viridiplantae, Streptophyta, Magnoliopsida, Brassicales, Brassicaceae.